Messenger RNA from Planococcus citri (citrus mealybug), 1680 nucleotides. RefSeq names its product torso-like protein. The coding region runs from base 308 to 1309 and encodes 333 amino acids. NCBI's taxonomy places the organism in Eukaryota, Metazoa, Arthropoda, Insecta, Hemiptera, Pseudococcidae. The record is from RefSeq and is a predicted model, not a curated record. The transcript is spliced from 4 exons.
UUAUAACUAAUGAUAAUACGUUAUUACACAUGUAUCGUACACGUAACGGACUUGAAUGAAAAAUUUUUAAGUACGAAUCGAAUCACUAUGGGUAGCCUAUGCGUUAAAGUAACUAUUCAGCAAACUGGAAUUUUAGUCGCUCACUUAUACAUGUGCACCUAGCUAUACUUACUUGUUAAAUAUGAAUUAAAAUUGUUUAGUCGUACGUACAUAUAUUGCGUUUAUAGUAUUAUGGGUAGCAUUAACCGAAUUACGUGAUCGAACGUUCUUCAUUAUCACCAGAAUUCACCCACGAUUUUGCCCAGGUAUGAUAUUAAUAAAAUUGGUCGUUUCGAUAUACUUCGUGUUAUUGUUCCUAUGCGUAAGAUGCGCCGAUUUCGAUGUUGGAAAUUCGAUCGAUUUAUUAGCCCAAUUCGGUAUCGUUGCAAACAUCUUACCGAUCGGGUCCGAGGAUCCGGCUGGAUUCGUUGAUACUUCAUUUUCAAACAAUGUGUUUGAUAAAAAUGCCAUCUCCAAAAAUAGAGAAGUAUUCAAGGUCGAUGAAGGAAAAGGAACAUGGAAAAUACAUUUAUGCAGAAACGCAGAAAGUCUACUGAAUACUUUCUUCGACAACUACAACGUCGAACUAGCGAAUAGAACAUCCAAAUUAUUCGCAUCAACGUGGAGAUUAAAGCAGUUGGAAAUUCUUUUCGGUAUUCCACAGUUUUAUCUGAUGAAUCAAUUCGCAUUUCUGCUGAUCAGACAAGAAAAAUGCUCGACUAAGGUCAUAUUGAAGAAUUUACCCGAAAAUGAAACAUCACUUAAUAGCACAUUUCAACAAAUGGUUGAAAGUAUCAAUCCACCCGAGACUAUAACCAUCUAUCCAACAUUUUUAAACUUUGGAACGCAUUUUGUUAAAUCGUUUUCAGUUGGAGAUGUCAUAUUUCAGGUGCUGGUUUACCCAAAAGAGACCUUACACUGUUUUGUGGUUAACGAAAAAGACAACGAAGUUACCGGAAUGUAUCUCGACUGCGUUCUUAAUAGAAUCGUAAGACACGGCAAAAUCAAAACUUUAAGUAACACUUUUCAAAUGGAGCAGCUAUUCAAUGAAAUAUAUAAUGCUAAUUCCACAAGUUCUCAUCAUAAGCAUUUACUAGAUUUAAAGCUACAGAAAGUUAACAUUUCUGACGAUGUAUGUAAAUUAAGUAAUAUGGCAAUCACUGGUUUUAGUUUAAGUGGUAUUUAUAAUGUAAUUUUUAAUUCAACUAAAUCCCUAUUUGUAAAAGAAAUGAUUUUAAAUCAAAUGGAAAUUAGGGAUUUUUACCUUUAACAAAGUAUUAAUUUUUUAAAUCGACAUCUCAAUUCAUCAAAACAUAAAAAAUCUGUGGUCAAGUAGGCAGGUAUUUUUUUCUUUAAGUAUUUUACCUAGAAUGGGUAUUUAAUUAACAGAUGUAGGUAAGUAUAAAGUUUGACGUUUAAAGAUGUUGAUAACCAAAAUAUGAAAGUUCGUGAACUUUUUAAGCAUGUCUGUGAAAUAUAAAAAUAUUUUACCUAAGGUAAUCGAUUAUUAUGAUUUAAGUAAAUUAAUUUAUUACACCUGUAAAAUUGAUAUCAGAUACUUUCAAACCCCGAUUUGCCCCCCCUCUCCCCUCCCCCAUCAUAAACUGCACAUUUUUUGAAUAAAGAUUUUAUUUUUUUAAA